Molecule: messenger RNA, 2130 nt
Organism: Emys orbicularis (European pond turtle)
Lineage: Eukaryota; Metazoa; Chordata; Testudines; Emydidae
Gene: PPEF1
Product: protein phosphatase with EF-hand domain 1
Exons: 16
Coding region: 1-2130 (709 amino acids)
Biological process (GO): detection of stimulus involved in sensory perception
Molecular function (GO): manganese ion binding; protein binding; iron ion binding
Source: RefSeq, a predicted model, not a curated record
AUGGGAUGUGGCACUUCUGUGACUGGGAGUCGGGCAAAAAAGUCAGAGAGAGCAAUUAAAGCAGCUAUCCUCAUUCAGAGGUGGUAUCGGUGUUACAUGGCCCGGCUGGAGAUGAGGCGGCAGUAUGCUCUUAGCAUCUUUCAGUCAAUUGAAUAUGCUGAAGAACAAGCUCAGCUACAGCUGUCCAGUUUUUUUACAUUCAUGCUGGAUCACUUUACUCAUCUCAACGAGACUGAUACAGAUUUGAUUUAUCAAUUUUUCAAUAGUCCCAGUGAUUUUAAUACCGCAGGUUCAGAUGUACAAUUACUAGAAUAUGAGCGGACGAUAGAGGUCCCAGACUCCUACCAUGGACCUCGGCUGUCAUUUCCCCUGACUGUUGCGGACACUAAUUCACUUCUUCAUGCUUUCAAGGAUCAACAGCACCUUCAUGCCCGCUAUGUCCUACAGCUGCUACACGAAACCAAGAAACUCCUGAAACAGAUGCCUAACAUCAUUCAUCUGUCGACCUCCUACUCCAAGGAGAUAACCAUCUGUGGUGAUUUGCAUGGAAAACUGGAUGAUCUUUUGCUGAUAUUCUACAAGAACGGCCUGCCUUCAGAAGAAAACCCUUACCUUUUUAAUGGAGAUUUUGUGGAUAGGGGGGAAAAUUCCAUAGAAAUACUUAUUAUCCUGUUUGCCUUUCUUCUUGUCUACCCCAACCAUUUACACUUGAACAGAGGGAACCAUGAAGACCAUAUCAUGAAUCUGAGAUAUGGUUUCACAAAAGAAGUUAUGAAGAAGUACCGGUCCCAUAGCAAAAAAAUUUUAAAUCUUCUGCAAGAUGUUUAUAGCUGGCUUCCCCUUGCCACUGUAAUUGACAGCAAAGUACUAAUCGUACAUGGAGGAAUAUCAGACACCACUGAUUUGGAUUUCCUGAAUUUAUUUAAGAGAAAUAAGAUGAAGUCUGUGCUGAGACCACCAAAAUCAAGCACAGAGAGAACCCAUGAUCCAGAAAGAACUGACUUUGUAGAGUACUCUCCUAUAAGAAGAGUCAAGAGAUGCCUUCCUGGGCAGGAUAUUGCUGUCAAACGAAUGACCAGGCCUUCAUCAUCAUCUAGCCAUAGAAGACGAUACACCAGUGAUCUGUUGGAUGUUGGGGAGCGCAUGUGUCUGCUUCAUGAUGGUGUCAACUCUGGCCCGCUCCUAGAGGCACAGUAUCUAGAGUCCAGUGUUCGUAUGCCAAGCAUGCCUUCAGAAUUAACAGCAAAGGAAUGGAAACAAGUGGUUGAUAUUCUUUGGAGUGAUCCAAAAAACCAAAAUGGCUGCACACCAAACAAAGUUCGAGGAGGUGGUUGCUACUUUGGGCCUGAUGUUACUGCCAGGCUGCUUAAACGGUAUAAUCUGAAGAUGCUGAUCAGGUCUCAUGAAUGUAAACAAGAAGGUUAUGAGAUCAGUCAUGAUGGGCAGGUGAUCACUAUUUUUUCUGCCUCUAACUACUAUGAAGAUGGCAGCAAUCGUGGUGCUUAUCUCAAACUGAAUCCUGAUUUGAUACCUCGCUUUGUGCAAUAUCAAGUCAGUAAAUGCACACGCAAACAGACUCUUCACCAGAGGGUGAGUGUAGUUGAAUGGUCUGCAUUAAAGUCAUUACGAGAAAAACUUUACUCCCGGAGAUCAGAACUCAUUGCAGCUUUCAGACAGUACGACCCAAAUUUCACAGGAAGAAUUUCUGCCACAGAAUGGGCCUCAGCAGUGGAAUCUGUUUUACAUCUGGAUCUCCCAUGGAGGACUCUGCGUUCUCGGUUGGUGCAGCUUGCUCCAGAUGGAAGUGUCGAGUAUCUUUCAUGUUUUAAUGAUUUGGAAAUAGAGCCAGCCAUAAAAGAGGUUCAACCAGCUUUGGUGGAAACCCUGUACAGAUACAGAACUGAUCUGGAGAUAAUCUUUAACAUCAUUGACAAAGAUCAUUCAGGUCUGAUCUCCAUUGAGGAAUUUCGCCAGACGUGGAAACUCUUCAAUUCUCAUCUCAAAAUUGACAUAGAUGAUGAAUCCAUUGACAACCUAGCUCGCAGCAUUGACUUCAACAAAGAUGGCAGCAUUGACUUCAAUGAAUUUUUAGAGGCCUUUCAUGUGGUUAAUAAAUUUCAAAACAAGUAG